ACAGGAGGGAGUGCUGCUGUGUUUCUCAAGGAAGGAAAUCACCUGCCCGCAGGCCUCACUGAAACUAAACCCAGUGUGUAAUAUCAAAUGUUCACAGGUUUUAAAAUGAACGAGAACUGGCAAAACAAGCUUACGGUCAACCAUCACCUGGGAUAUAAACCACCUCCACCCCUCUAUAAAUGAAGCUCUUCACUCCAGCCAAGGAAUCUUCUGGUCUCUGGUCAGCACCCUGGUCAGGGCAGGGAAAGCACUUACUGUCAUCACCGCAAUCUCAGGAAGGUGGUUGUAUCAAACAAUGGGGAACAGAGACGACGAGUAUGAUUUCUUAUUCAAAGUUGUUUUAAUCGGAGACUCAGGCGUGGGGAAGAGUAACCUGCUCUCCCGUUUCACAAGAAAUGAGUUCAACCUGGAGAGCAAGAGCACCAUUGGGGUGGAGUUCGCCACCCGCAGUAUUCAGGUGGAUGGUAAGACGAUAAAGGCUCAGAUUUGGGACACAGCUGGACAGGAACGCUACAGAGCGAUCACCUCGGCGUAUUACCGGGGCGCAGUUGGGGCGCUCCUAGUUUACGACAUCGCCAAGCAUCUGACAUACGAGAACGUUGAGCGCUGGCUGAAGGAGCUGAGGGACCACGCUGACAACAACAUCGUCAUCAUGCUGGUGGGAAACAAGAGCGACCUCCGCCACCUCAGGGCAGUGCCCACUGAUGAGGCUCGGGCCUUCGCAGAAAAGAACACUCUCUCAUUUAUUGAGACAUCAGCGUUGGACUCCACAAAUGUAGAAGAAGCAUUCAAGAACAUUUUAACAGAAAUCUACCGCAUUGUGUCGCAGAAGCAGAUAGCAGACAGAUCUGCACAUGAUGAGUCUCCAGGCAACAACGUAGUGGACAUAAGUGUCCCCCCAACCACUGAUGGGCAGAAGGGCAACAAACUCCAGUGCUGCCAGAGCCUGUGACUCUCCAUGACACUCACCCUCCACCUCGUCAUCACAUCACCCGUGCACUUUUUUUUUUGUUCCCGCCGCUCUGCUCACGGCCAACUCCCUUGUCACUCUAUCCUUUCUUUCUGCCUUUCAUCCUGUUUUAUGUAGGACUUAUGAACUCACUCAUGCUCUUCUCAUAUGCCAUGAAAGAAAACUACAAGAAGCCUUUAUGUCACUUGGUCACUUGGUUGAGUUGUUCAUGGAGUCAAUGUGAAGGUUCCUGCAAUGCAGGAACAAGGCAGUCAUUGCUGUCUUAAUGAAGCCUGUGAAGUUGUUUGAACUGAACUGAAACUCUGUCAUGUACAGGGAGGUUGUGGAAUACAUUUCAGUGGUUACCACUAGAUGGUGCUGUGUAAAUAAACUACAGGCAGUUACUCCAACCUGGUGAAGCAGUAUUAUGCGUCUGACAGUGUGGUUCUUCUAACUUUCUUCUUACAUCAGAUAAGUUAUCAUGCCAAAAAUAUCCUCAUGUAUUUAUUGAAGAAUAUUUGGCUUAUGUUGUCAAUGUUUUACUUUAAAAAGAAGAACUGUAUAAAUUUACAAUAAAAUUCUUGACA
This is a messenger RNA of Chelmon rostratus (copperband butterflyfish), 1536 nucleotides long. RefSeq names its product ras-related protein Rab-11B. NCBI's taxonomy places the organism in Eukaryota, Metazoa, Chordata, Actinopteri, Chaetodontiformes, Chaetodontidae. Bases 296 to 952 code for a protein of 218 amino acids. Gene Ontology annotation, molecular function: GTPase activity; GTP binding. Gene Ontology annotation, biological process: regulated exocytosis; constitutive secretory pathway. The transcript is spliced from 7 exons. Gene Ontology annotation, cellular component: recycling endosome. The record is from RefSeq and is a predicted model, not a curated record.